Zingiber officinale is the source of this 1996-nucleotide messenger RNA. RefSeq names its product protein JINGUBANG-like. The transcript has a single exon. Gene Ontology annotation, molecular function: protein binding. Bases 420 to 1712 code for a protein of 430 amino acids. Lineage: Eukaryota; Viridiplantae; Streptophyta; Magnoliopsida; Zingiberales; Zingiberaceae. The record is from RefSeq and is a predicted model, not a curated record.
UGGAUGGAAGAGUACAAAUUUAAAAUCAUGACAAUAUAAGUAUAAAAAACCGAUCUGACAGCCUAAAUAUAUCAAGUAGGCUAUCACAUGACAAGUUUUUGUCAUUAGUCAUAAAAUAAUAAUUAUGAUAGUUGAAAUUAAACUAAUCAGACAAACGUGGUCCACGGAGUCGUUCCCACGCGAGUCGGGGAACCGAAUCGGUCCAGAAGAAUCUUUGACCCAACUAAAUUACAAUCCGGUUCGAUUGCUAAAAUGAGCCACUGGCUACAUAACGGAGCGGUCGGAGGGGAUAUCGCGGAAUUGCGGCCGCGCGCGUUCGCCGGGAGCCAGAGACUGACGCUCCGCCACCACUUUUCUUCUUUCGACCUUCUCCUCGAUUUUCCUCGAAUGAAUCACCUGCAAGAACAGGACACCGGUUGAUGAGGGAGUACGGCGACAGCAUCAGCAGCGGCAGUGGUAGAAGCGGAAGCAGCAACAUGCACUCCGAUACCCUGACGCGCCCCUCGGCCGACGAGGAGGAGGAGUUACUCCGCCAAAGCAGCUCCUCGACCUCUGCGAGCUCCGCCGGCGACUACCCCAUGGCCAUGAGCAGCGAGGGCUCCGCUUUCGCCAUGUCCCCUUGGCACCAGUCAGCAUCGGCUGACCCUCCCGACCUUGCCGGAGAUACUCCCGGCAAUGGCCUCAUCACCUCCCUGUUCCGGGAGGAGGGCCACAUCUACUCCCUUGCUGCCGUGGGCGACGUCCUGUACACCGGCUCCGACAGCAAGAACAUCCGCGUCUGGAAGAACCAAAAGGACUUCGCCGGGUUCAAGUCCAGCAGCGGCCUCGUCAAGUCCAUCGUCGCCGCCGCUGACCGCAUCUUUACUGGACACCAGGACGGAAAGAUCCGGGUGUGGCGGGUGUCCCCUAAGAAUCCGACCGUUCACAAACGGAUCGGUAAUCUCCCCCGCCUCAAGGACGUUCUCCGGAGCUCGCUGAAGCCUUCCAAUUACAUCGAAGUCCGCCGCCACCGGAGCGCUCUCUGGAUCCGCCACUACGACGCCAUCUCCUGCCUCAGUCUCGACCAGGAGCAGGGCCUGCUCUACUCCGGCUCCUGGGACAAGACCUUCAAGGUAUGGCGCAUCGCCGACUCCCGGUGCCUCGAGUCCGUCAUCGCUCACGACGACGCCGUCAAUUCCGUGGUGGCCGCCUUCGGCGGGCUCGUCUUCACCGGCUCCGCCGACGGCACCGUGAAGGUGUGGCGGCGGGAGCUGCUAGUGAAGAGCACCAAACAUUCACCGGUGAAGACGCUGCUGAAGCGGGAAUGCGCCGUGACGUCUCUCGCUGUCAGCUCCUCUUCGCCCGUGGUUUACUGCGGCUCCUCCGACGGACUCGUCAACUUCUGGGAGGGGGAAGAUGAGCUGGCGCACGGCGGGGUGCUCGGCGGCCACAAGAUGGCGGUGCUCUGCCUCGUGGCGGCAGGGACUCUCCUGGUGAGUGGAUCCGCCGACAAGAACAUCUGCGUCUGGCGGCGAGACGGCGCUGCGCACAGCUGCCUCUUGGUGCUCAGCGGCCACACGGGGCCGGUGAAGUGCCUUGCGGUAGUUGCUAACGGCCAGGACAAAGAGGUCGAAGGCGGAGGGGCAGUCAGAAGCUGGAUCGUGUACAGCGGCAGUUUGGAUAAGUCGGUGAAGGUGUGGCGGGUGUCGGAGCAACUGCCAGAUAGCUACUGAGGGUACCCCAACGAGCGUGCCAGAGAACCCGGCGGCGGCGGCGGCGGCGGCGGCGGCUGCGGAGGACGUCAGGACGAGGCAGCAACCGUGUCGCGGUGGCUUAACUGAGAUCAUUAAUUCCCAGUGUCAGUUUCAUGGAAGCUUCAGCAACAGCAACGGCAACAGCAAAAAGCUAUCGAGGUCAAAGCUUGUACAGAGUGCACUGUUGCCUUUGUAUUUCUCUUGAAUUUUUGUACACGAAGGCAACGAUUGGUUAGAACACAUUAUGAACUUGUGCAGCACAA